AUGGUUAAUGACAAAGAUCCCGAAGAUAGUUACCGAAAAAAACUGGACAUGUGCAUUACAGAUGCCAUCAUAAAAGGAGGUGGAGGCGUACUACUGGGCAGCUUGGCGUCGGUGCUUAUAAUUAAGAGGAGGUGGCCCAUCACAACUGGUUUAGGCAUAGGCAUGGGUAUUUCUUUCGCCAACUGCCAGUACGCUCUAAAUAAUAGAACUAAUUCUCUUUAA
Molecule: messenger RNA, 222 nt
Organism: Spodoptera littoralis (African cotton leafworm)
Lineage: Eukaryota; Metazoa; Arthropoda; Insecta; Lepidoptera; Noctuidae
Source: the annotation of a GenBank genome assembly